This is a messenger RNA of Tachyglossus aculeatus (Australian echidna), 2505 nucleotides long. It is a transcript of the gene LGSN, whose product is annotated as lengsin, lens protein with glutamine synthetase domain. The transcript is spliced from 6 exons. Lineage: Eukaryota; Metazoa; Chordata; Mammalia; Monotremata; Tachyglossidae. Gene Ontology annotation, molecular function: glutamine synthetase activity. Bases 1 to 2505 code for a protein of 834 amino acids. The record is from RefSeq and is a predicted model, not a curated record. Gene Ontology annotation, cellular component: cytoplasm; membrane.
AUGGGUAGUGUGUACCAAGCACUGACCAUCACUUCAGUCUACAAUGGAAGGCCUGAGACCUACCUUCAGGAAACUGGAGCAGACUCAGAAAAAGGCAAACAUAAUGCAACUGAUGGCAGCUGGAGCUCUCAUAUAAGAAACAAAGGAACUAAAGCUAUUGGAAAGUCAAUUUCUCCAUUAGAAUUCCUAAAAAUGGAUGCAUCCUAUCCCAGAGAUAUCUUGGACCAUUCUGACCUCCAAAGACAGGAUGGUCAACUACAGAGGAGCCUGGCAGACCCACCUCUGCAAACAACAGUUCCUAAACAGGAGCAAAAGGAAGAAGGAAAUGAAAAGUCUUCACUUGUAGGAGGACUAAAAGAUGACACAUCUAGGGUUAUCAAAGAAACCCACAAAGAAGAUGAACCAGAGGAAAUGGAGGUAGGAAGUCCUGAAACAACUGUGGCUGCUAAGACAGAGGAUAUGUCUGAGGAAACAGGAGGCCAGGAGUGUGAGUCUUCUGGAAAAAAGACAGAGAACAAGAUGGAGUUUUUAGUGCACCAUGACAAAGGGGCUCAUUCAGCUUUCCCCCUGGGGCCUGGAAUGUCCAGACAGACUUUGCAAGAGCUGAAAAUGUUACUGAGAGAAAACCCAGUGGUUAUUAAUCAAGGCAGCGAUGCCAGGGAACAGAAAGACAAAUCUUCUCAUGGAAUCCAGUCCCAACCCUAUGAAAGAACAGUUGAAAAACAGUAUCAAAUCUUUGAGGCAUUUUUUCCUCACUAUACAGAAGACCAGAAAGAAAAACCAAUAGUGGGGAAGCCAAUCCUGGGAGCCAAUUCAUCUGGGUCUGAUCAGCAGCAUUCAGAAGGGAGUCACAAGGAUCAACCCACUGUGAUAAAAACAUCUCCCCACAAAACUUCGGGCAAUGUGACCGGCAUUAAAGUUGACUCCAACUACAGCCAUGCUGCAGUAAAACGUUCUCCCAUGAAGCACAAGAUAUUGCAACUGGCAGCCAAUUUAAAUAAGAUUGCUUCAGAAUAUCCCUUACUCCCUCUGCCUCAACUCCCUUCCUUCCACAUCGCCUAUGCACAUGGAUCUGUACCCUUUGAGCACCCCGCUCUUAGCCACAGCUCUAAUGUUCACAUCCAAAAUAAAAAGAGAGAUCCUGAUGUACACCUCCCUAGAAUUCACAUCCCCCUCCACUUGCGAUCUAGGGUUGAACACAUCGAACAAGAGAUGGCUAGAGACGAUAUACUUUUUGUCCGAUUUGAAGCAACUGAUCUGCAUGGGGUCUCCAGGUCUAAGAGCAUUCCUGCCCGCCUUUUUCAUGAAAAAGCAAUUCAUGGUGUUUCCAUGCCCAGAGGUUAUCUUGAACUGACCCUGAAUCCUAAGGACAACAAAGUGGAUCAUAUAAGUGCCAUCAAUUUUAACAGUGACAUCAUCCUGAUCCCAGAGCUAUCAACGUUUCAAGCCCUACCUUGGACUGAAAGAACAGCAAGAGUGAUAUGUGAUUCCUUCACCGUAAUGGGAAGCCCUCUAUUGACCUCUCCCAGGCAUCUUGCCAAAUGGCAGCUGAACCAACUGCAGGAAUGUGGCUUCUCCUUGCACUCUGGCUUCACGUAUGAAUUUUGUGUUUAUGGUAUGGCUGAAAUUAUAAAUUCAAAGACAAUUUCUUUCCCUGCAGCAACUUUACUAAGUAGUCAUGACCAAAUUUUCAUUCAGGAACUUGUGGAUGGAUUGUAUCACAUGAGUGCUAAUGUUGAGAGCUUCUCUUCCUCCACUGGGCCUGGACAGAUGGAAAUCUCUUUUCAGCCAGAAUUCGGCAUCGGUUCUGCAGACAGCGCCUUUACCUUCAAGGCUGGCAUCAGAGAGGUGGCCAAGAAGCACAAUUAUAUUGCCAGUUUCUUUACUGAAACUGGAUUCUACAAUUUGGGAAUUCUUUCCCACAGCCUGUGGGAUGCUGGUGGGAGGAAGAACUUGUUCUCCAGCGAUCCCAGAGUCCAGCAGCUCACCGACAUUGGGAAGAGGUGGUUAUCGGGGCUCUUGCUGCAUUCGGCGGCUCUCAGCUGCCUCAUGAUGCCCACCGUCAGUUGCCGUAAGCGCUACGCAGGGGAUGAAAAAGAGCCGAAGGAGUGUGUGAAUACCACCUGGGGGUACAACGAUAACAGCUGCAUCUACAACAUCAAGUGCUAUGGCCAGAGAGGCCACCAGAUAGAAGUCAGGCUGGGCUCAGCUAUGGCAAACCCUUACCUGGUGCUGGCUGCCACCAUUGCUGCGGGCUUGGAUGGAAUCCAGAGAGAGGUCAGUAUCCUUGAGGGACCAGAUGACUGCCCAGACCUUUAUCAGCUGAAACCUUCAAACAUCCCCUUGAAACUGGAAGAUGCCCUUGUGGCCCUCGAGGAAGAUAAGUGUAUCCGUGAAGCUCUUGGGGACACCUUUAUCCAAUAUUUUGUGGCCAUGAAGCAAUAUGAGCUGGAACAUGAUGAAGCAGGUGCUGAAAGGAAUAAAUUCUUAGAGUAUUUUAUUUAG